Molecule: messenger RNA, 4764 nt
Organism: Colias croceus (clouded yellow)
Lineage: Eukaryota; Metazoa; Arthropoda; Insecta; Lepidoptera; Pieridae
Gene: rdgB
Product: protein retinal degeneration B
Exons: 2
Coding region: 422-3937 (1171 amino acids)
Biological process (GO): phospholipid transport
Cellular component (GO): cytoplasm
Molecular function (GO): phosphatidylinositol transfer activity; phosphatidylinositol binding; phosphatidylcholine binding
Source: RefSeq, a predicted model, not a curated record
GUAUUACUACUACAUCUACAAACGAUAAAUAACUUUUCUCGAUACCAUGUUAUAUCUUGGUUGUGGUUGAUUUUGUGAAUACUAUGUAAAAGUACUUAGUUUUUCCUGAAUUAUCCUUACAAUGAGCAAGUUUAUUUUUUAAAAUUUGAUGUGGGUUGUCAUUUUAAAGGUAAUAUUGGACAAAGCCUUGAAAGAAACGGAACUUGUGUCAUUAUUCUAUUGGGAUUUGCGAUUGUGAAAAUGUCAAAGUUCACUCGUAGACCGAACGUAGUGGGUAUUUAUUCUAGUAAAAAUAUAAAAAUAUAAUGAUUUAUAAGUGAAAAAUUGUGUUGAAUGGAAUGUGUGAAAUUGUGAAUUAUCAUGAAGUACCAGAACUUUAAGGUCUUAUUCUAAACCUAUAAAGUAAGGAAAAAAAAUAACCAUGCUUAUUAAAGAGUAUAGAAUACCCCUUCCCCUUACUGUAGAGGAAUACAGGAUUGCUCAGCUGUAUAUGAUAGCAAAAAAGAGUAAAGAGGAAAGUACAGGUGAAGGCAGUGGAGUAGAAAUUAUAGUCAAUGAACCAUAUGAUAAUGGACCUGGUGGUAAAGGCCAGUAUACACAAAAAAUCUAUCAUGUCGGAAGUCAUUUACCUGGUUGGUUCAAAAGUUUACUGCCAAAGUCUGCUUUAACAGUAUCAGAAGAAGCAUGGAAUGCUUACCCCUACACAAAGACUAAAUACACUUGCCCCUUUGUUGAGAAGUUCUCAAUUGAAAUUGAAACUUACUAUUUUGAUGAUAACGGCCACCAAGAAAAUGUUUUUAAAUUGUCUGGAAGUGAUUUGAAAAAUAGAAUGGUAGAUGUCAUUGAUGUUGUCAAAGAUCAACUGUACGGGGCAGAUUAUGUCAAAGAAGAAGAUCCAAAACUUUUUGUAUCUCAAAAAUGUAAUAGAGGACCUCUCACUGAAACUUGGUUGGAAGACUAUUGGAGGGAAGUUAGGGGAAAGCCACAACCUUUACCUAAUGGAAAGUCCCUUAUGUGUGCUUACAAAUUAUGUAGGGUAGAGUUUCGUUACUGGGGAAUGCAAACAAAACUAGAAAAGUUUAUUCAUGAUGUUGCCCUAAGAAAGACAAUGUUGAUAGCACAUAGGCAAGUUUGGGCUUGGCAGGAUGAGUGGCAUGGUUUGACAAUGGAAGAUAUAAGAGAAAUUGAAAGACAGACUCAGCUUGCAUUGAAAAAGAAAAUGGGAGGAGAAUCUAGUGAUGAACCUGAUCAAAAUUCUGAAGAUAAUUCUAAGUCACUUGCAGCAACAAUGAGUAGUCUUGAGAAAAAUGAAGAUUUGGCAACACCAAUGACUACAAAGAAGAGCAGUAACGAAAAGCACAGCCAUUUGUCACCGGAAAGCACACCACCAUCAGAACCAAGGAGUUCUUCCAAAACAAAUCUUAGGUCAUCAUCUUCAGGUUCACUUAAAAGUAUGCAGACCCAAGUCGCUAAUUGGAGAAUGGAAACAUUAGUUCGAGAAUCGGAAACAGAAACUGGUUCAGAGGAUGAGUUUUAUGACUGUGAAAGUUCUUUCAAUAAGUGGUCUUCAAUGUGUUCAUUAGAUGAAGCUGAUAUUGAUAUAUCGCCAACACAAGGUGAUUAUAAUCAAGACGAUAGUAUAUUUAAUCCUUCAUUUUUAAAGAGGGUGACAUCAGAAAGAGGUUCUAGGAGAAUGGUGGCCUUACAUAGUCAUCAAAGUAUAGAUGGAUGCCCAGAUACACCAGUACAUAGUUCCUGUGCAACAACUGUAUUAAUCCUAGUUUUUCAUGCUGGGAGUGUGCUUGAUGCUAAUAUUGAUAUGACUGCAAAAAAAUCUGAUGUGACUACAUUCAAGGGAGCUUUUGAGUCAGUUAUGCGGCAACAUUAUCCUACACUUGUGGGGCAUAUAACAAUAAAGUUAGUGUCAUGUCCAUCAAUCUGUACAGAAGCAUUAGGAGUAUUGUCUACUCUCAGUCCUUAUAGCUUUGAUUGUUCCCCAUCAACUAUGGAAUCGCCAUCUUUGACAAACGAUCUAAUACCAAUUGGAGCUAUUCCAUUAAUAGCUACUUCAUCCCCUGAAUAUUCAGAUCACAUUACCAAAACAAUUGUGUCUGCAAAUGCUGUUUACAAUGAAUUUAUAAAGUCUGAUGAUGGAAAAGGUUUUGCAGGACAAAUUUGUAUUGUAGGGGAUAGUAUGGGGUCAUUACUAGCGUAUGAUGCUUUGUGUCGAACUUUGCAGUACCAAUCACGUCAUGACAGUGAAACAAGUAUUUUAGAUACUGAAAUAACGAUUCCAAAUGAACCCUCUGAACACUAUUUAAAUAAAUCUCAUUUACAAGCUCCAACUCCUAGAAGAAGAUCUUCCACAGCAAGUGAUAAUCAAAGCAAAUUAGAAUUCGAAGUUUCGGACUUCUUUACAUUCGGAAGCCCAUUAUCGCUUAUUUUAGCUUCAAGAAAGAUUUCCGAUGACAAGACUUCGGAUAUUGUAAAGCCACCCGUUCAACAAGUGUACAAUUUAUUCCAUCCCACAGACCCAGUUGCUGCAAGGCUUGAACCCUUAUUAUCAGCAAGAUUUACUAAUCUACCACCUAUAAAUGUUGCAAGAUAUGCUAAAUAUCCACUGGGUAAUGGACAGCCAUAUCAUUUAAUGGAGUUAAUACAGAGUCACCCAACAUUAUUCGGAGAUCAUUUGCCAAUGCCUCCGACACCUAUUCUUAGAAGGUUGUCAGAAGCUUCAGUACAAAGCACAGUAAGCGGAUUAGCUGAUAAUAUACCAUUAAUUACAAUGAAUGCUCUACAACAAAAAUGGUGGGGUUCGAAACGGUUGGAUUAUGCACUUUAUUGUCCCGAAGGCUUAGCAAAUUUUCCAACGAAUGCAUUGCCGCAUUUAUUCCAUGCUAGUUAUUGGGAAAGUUCAGACGUUAUUGCGUUUAUUUUACGACAAGUGGGACACUUCGACUUAGCUUUAUACAGUCACGCUGAAGACAAAGAUUGUACACUUUUUCAACCUGGCCAAGAUAAAGAAAAAUGGAUAAAGAAGAGAACAUCAGUAAAAUUAAAAAAUGUUGCUGCAAACCAUCGAGCUAACGACGUUAUUUUAAAAGAGGGUUGCCCACAAACAUUUACGGCAAGAUUUAUGUACGGUCCUUUAGACAUGAUAACAUUGACUGGAGAAAAAGUCGAUAUACAUAUGAUGAAAGAUCCGCCCGCGUGCGAAUGGACUUUAUUAGAAACGGUUGUGACGGAUAAAACUGGAAGAAUUUCAUAUACACUGACUGACAAACAAAGUGUUGGCUGCGGUAUAUAUCCAUUCCGAGUAGUCGUACGAGGUGAUCAUACCAGUUGCAAUUUUCAUCUUGCGGUUGUACCUCCGCAAACAGAAUGUGUCGUGUUUAGUAUCGACGGAUCUUUCACAGCCAGUAUGUCAGUGACGGGUCGAGACCCAAAAGUGAGGGCCGGUGCGGUUGAUGUUGUACGAUUUUGGCAAGACUUGGGCUAUCUGAUCCUGUACAUAACGGGUCGCCCUGAUAUGCAACAAAGAAAAGUGGUUUCAUGGUUAGCCGAGCACAAUUUCCCGCACGGUCUAGUAUUUUUCUCGGACGGUUUAUCAACGGAUCCUUUGGGCCACAAGGCGGCACACUUAAAUAGUCUCAUAAACGAACAUGGCGUGAUAUUUCAUGCUGCAUAUGGCUCUGGCAAGGACAUCAGUGUAUAUCACAAUUGCGGAUUAUUACCCAAGCAAAUUUAUGCUAUUGGCAGAAUUAGCAAAAAAUACAAUAAUAUGGCUACACCUCUGAGCGAAGGUUAUGCUUCUCAUUUGGCUGAUUUAAAGCAGCCGGGUGCCGUGCGACCGGCGAGAGGCAACGCGCGCUUGUUGGUACCGCGGCGACUUCUGGCUCCGGUAAGUAAUGCGCCUACAACUCGCGUUCGUCGUUAAACUUAAGUCGUUUUUCAUAAUAUAUUUUACGUAGUUAAUAUUAUUCUUAUAUUUUAAUAUUUUAUAAAUUACGCACGCCAGGAACUCAAUAAAGCAGUUAAUAAUAAGACAUGACAAUCUAUCGAUUUUGUCGAUAUUUAUUGCUUGACGAUUUUUAAAGUUAUUUUGAGUUUUGUAAUGACACUGAAAGAAACUAUAUUUUUCCAAUAAAAUACAUAUAAUAUAUUUGAUAUUGAUUAUUAUAGAUAUAUUUAGAAUUAUAAAGUGAUUUGUAUAAAUUCUCUUGUCACAUGUACCUUACUAAUUUAUUCUUAUAAUAAAGUAAAUGAAUUUACAUAAAUAUUCUGUAGAUAUUUAUGUACUAUCAAUGUUCAAUUUCAAUCUUUAAAGGUUUUUGCUAUAAUUUUGGUAUUUAUAGCUAUGAUUAAGGCUCGGAAUCUCCUGUAAUGUGUGGAAAAUUAAAAUUAAUCUAGUCUUUUCUAUAGCCGUAGCAAACGGCGCCUUAGUUUGGCCUGGUUUAUUCAAACUAUAUUUUAUUCAAAAAUAAUUUAUUAUAAGUACUUACCUAUUUAUUAUUAUUAAAAGUUUUAGAUUUAAACCUGGUCAAACCGAGCAAUAUAUCAUGCUACGCCUAUGGUCUAUAAGCAAUUGUUAUUAAUAUUUUAUUAUUAUUAAAUUAAGGGUAGAGCUUUGAAUUAACUACAAUGGAAUACUUAAAGAGUAAUCUAGUAAAGUGGUGGAGGUUUAUUGAUUAUUAUGAAGAAAAUUGAUGAUUUUUUUUUAAUUCUUUGUAACCACCGUAACUACUUCCUGUAUAAACUUACGAC